Messenger RNA from Hippoglossus stenolepis (Pacific halibut), 995 nucleotides. RefSeq names its product BOLA class I histocompatibility antigen, alpha chain BL3-7. The record is from RefSeq and is a predicted model, not a curated record. Gene Ontology annotation, cellular component: external side of plasma membrane. Lineage: Eukaryota; Metazoa; Chordata; Actinopteri; Pleuronectiformes; Pleuronectidae. Gene Ontology annotation, biological process: immune response. The annotation marks the transcript as partial. The transcript is spliced from 6 exons.
GUGUCUCUCUGUGUGUGUGUGUGUGGUGAAGAUGUGAUAAUAACAGCUCAUGUCUCUGUCUCUCUCUCAGGUCUUCACAUUGUCCAGUGGAUGUACGGAUGUGAAUGGGACGAUGAGACUGGAGAAGUUAAAGGUUAUGAUCAGCUUGGUUAUGAUGGAGAAGACUUCAUAUCAUUGGACCUGGAGACAGAGACGUGGAUCGCUCCAACACCAAAGAGUGUCAUCACCAAACUGAAGUUGGAUCAGGAGAAAGCUCGAAUCGCUAAUCAUAAGAACUACCUCCUCCAGCUGUGUCCUUCCUGGCUGAAGAAGUACCUGGAUCAGGGGAGGAGCUCUCUGCUGAGAACAGAGCUUCCCAGGAUUUCUCUCCUCCAGAAGUCUCCCUCCUCUCCAGUCAGCUGCCACGCUACAGGUUUCUUCCCUGACAGCGUCAUGUUGUUCUGGAGGAAAGACGGGGAGGAGCUUCAUGAGGACGUGGACCUCGGAGAGGUCCUCCCCAACCAUGACGGGACCUUCCAGAUGAGCGCUGACCUGAAGGUUUCAUCCAUCUCCCCUGAAGACUGGAGGAGGUACGACUGUGUGUUCCAGAUCUCUGGUGUGAAGGAGGACAUCGUCACCAAACUGGACAAAGACUCCGUCGAGUCCAACAGAGAGAAGCCCACCGACGUGACCACCAUCAUCAUCAUCGCUGCAAUGGUCGCUCUCGCUGUCGUCAGCACUGUCGUUGGAUUCAUCGUGUACAGGAAGAAGAAAGCCCAAUGUACUUCACUUCCUGUAAAAGAUCCAGGUUCCUCACAGCCGCUGAGAUCAGGUGAACAAGGUUCUAAUUCUCCAAGUGAGACGUCCUCCUGAACACAGUUUAUGGACGAGAAGCAGUGUCACCACAGUCUCCCCCUUACGCUGGGAACUCAUUGAUUAUUCAUCACUCAAAUCAUAAAGUGAUAUUCAGGGUCAGACAUUGAUUGAAAUACAAACAACACAACUGACAAAUAUGA